This is a messenger RNA of Glycine soja, 1741 nucleotides long. RefSeq names its product ninja-family protein AFP3-like. The transcript has 2 exons. Gene Ontology annotation, cellular component: nucleus. Gene Ontology annotation, biological process: negative regulation of DNA-templated transcription; signal transduction. The record is from RefSeq and is a predicted model, not a curated record. The coding region runs from base 282 to 1433 and encodes 383 amino acids. NCBI's taxonomy places the organism in Eukaryota, Viridiplantae, Streptophyta, Magnoliopsida, Fabales, Fabaceae.
AAUUCUGUUUUUUUUUUCCUUUCUCUCUCUCUCUCUCUCUCUCUCUCUCUCUCUCUGUCCUUCUAUAUCCUCAGCAACACACUCAGAAAAUGUUGAACAAACAGCUAGAAUCUUUUGUUCCAAACAAAAACGUAUGAAUUGGUCGGUUUUUCUACGGAGUCGUCACCAUGAAUCAUCUUCAGUUACCACCAACAAGCUCCACGCUUGAGUUUCACGUUUCUCCGAGGUUUUAUUAUCAUCCGUGUCGUGUCUCUGUCUCCGUCUUUUAGUUUCUUCUUCAGAUGGCAGAAGUUGAAGACAGAGACAACAACACUCGUCACCACCAUCAUUACAUUUCUUCAACAACAACAACACAAUCUCCAAUGAACAAUUUCCCGCGAGAUCUGUUAAGAACCUUCAUGGGAGUGAACAAUAAUAAUAAUAAUAAUAAUAAUAGUAAUAAUAAUAAUCACCACAAUUUGCCUAUGCCAGUGGUGAAGUUAGAGGAGGAGUUAGAACUAAGUCUCGACCUUUCGAUGAAUGGUCGAUUUGGGGUGGACCCCACGGCGAAGAAGAUAAAGAGAACAACUUCGAUACCGGAGUUUGCAAGCGACAAGGAGAUGGGAUAUGCUACGGUGGGGUGCACGGGGUCUCUGGUGAGGACGUGUUCGCUUCCGACGGAGACCGAGGAGGAGUGGCGGAAGAGGAAGGAGUUGCAGACGCUGCGGCGGAUGGAGGCGCGGAGGAAGCGCUCCGAGAAGCAGAGGAACAUGAAAGCCUUGAGAGAACAACAACAGAGGGUUGUUGGUGUUGUUGGGUCCCAAGGGAGCAAUCCGGUGGAUCAAGGUGCAGGGGAGUACGGUGAGGUUGCAGUUGCACCACCCUUGGCGAGAACUGUGUCGUUGACCACACGUGUUUGUGGACUCGGCUUGAAUGGGGACAGUGAAAAAGAGAAGAAGAGUGGAAUAGUGUUGCCACCUCCCUCGCCUUCUCAGGGUUCCAUUGGUUCUUCCGGAAUCUCUGAAGCUGAGUCUCAACAGGGUCAAGGAACAACACCUAUGGAUGUUAGAAGCCCUACUAGUGCUAACUUGUUGCCAGACAGUGAACUGAAAUCACCAGCAGGUGUUGCUGAGAACAACACAGGCAAGAAUGCUGCUGCUGCUGUAGUGACAAUGAGAAGUCAAUCUAACAAACAUUCACCACCACAGAGCAGAACCAAAGACAUUGUGAGGAACUUGUUGGAAGACAUGCCCUGUGUCUCCACCAAAGGAGAGGGCCCUAAUGGGAAAAGAAUAGAAGGCUUUCUUUACCGGUAUGGAAAAGGUGAGGAAGUGAGGAUAGUUUGCGUUUGCCAUGGCAGUUUUCUCACCCCUUCUGAGUUUGUCAAGCAUGCCGGUGGCAGUGACGUGGCAAACCCCUUGAAACAUAUUGUUGUUAGUCCGAGCUUGUUGUGAGGCCAAGAGAAAGAACCAACCAAUUAUAUGAGUGAUCAGAUUUUACUCUAUUGACUCCUAUGUUCACUCUUGAACUCACCUCUACUUCUUCUUCUAAUCUGCAUGUUAUGUUCAAGUUCUGUUCAUCUUUUGAAAUCAUAGAUAAUAUUCUGAAAGAAUCUGAUUUUCUUAUUCAGGUAUUCUUCCCCUUUGUUCCUAUUUGACAGUAGAACAGGAGGGACAAUGAUACCUGUUAGAGUUUGUUAGCUAGUUUUCUGUUAUCUGUUAGUUUCCAUCAACUUAAUUUAGUACUUCAGUUUUUGUUUUUC